Mus caroli (Ryukyu mouse) is the source of this 1546-nucleotide messenger RNA. It is a transcript of the gene Colec11, whose product is annotated as collectin subfamily member 11. The record is from RefSeq and is a predicted model, not a curated record. Lineage: Eukaryota; Metazoa; Chordata; Mammalia; Rodentia; Muridae.
CAGGCAGGAAGCUCUUGCAGAUAAGGCUGCAGCCUCCAGCAGAUUCGCUGGGCUGUCUGACAUCCCAGGCAGGGUUUCUCUCUGAGCUGGACUGCAGCUGGUCUCUGUAAAUAACAGCCAUGAGGCUCCUUGGAGCAGUGUCUCUGCCAGCCGGUGACUGUCAGGACAGCUCCUUCGCCUAGUGUGCAUCCAGGAGUCGGUGUCCUGCUUGCACUCAUGAUGAUGAGGGACCUGGCUCUUGCAGGCAUGCUGAUUAGCCUGGCUUUCCUGUCCCUGCUGCCAUCUGGAUGUCCUCAGCAGACCACAGAGGACGCCUGCUCUGUGCAGAUUCUUGUCCCUGGCCUCAAAGGGGAUGCAGGAGAAAAGGGAGACAAAGGAGCCCCAGGACGGCCAGGAAGAGUCGGCCCUACAGGAGAAAAAGGAGACAUGGGGGACAAAGGACAGAAAGGCACUGUGGGCCGCCAUGGAAAAAUUGGUCCCAUUGGCGCAAAAGGUGAAAAAGGAGAUUCUGGUGAUAUCGGACCCCCUGGCCCCAGUGGAGAACCUGGCAUUCCAUGUGAGUGCAGUCAGCUGAGGAAGGCUAUUGGGGAGAUGGACAACCAGGUCACUCAACUGACAACUGAGCUAAAAUUCAUAAAAAAUGCACUGCCCUCCCCUGCAGCUGUUGCUGGUGUGCGUGAGACUGAGAGCAAGAUCUACCUGCUGGUGAAGGAGGAGAAGCGGUAUGCAGAUGCCCAGCUGUCCUGCCAAGCCCGAGGCGGCACACUGAGCAUGCCCAAAGACGAGGCAGCCAAUGGCCUGAUGGCUUCAUACCUGGCACAGGCUGGCCUGGCCCGGGUCUUCAUCGGUAUCAAUGACCUGGAGAAAGAAGGUGCUUUCGUGUACUCGGACCGCUCCCCCAUGCAGACCUUCAACAAGUGGCGCAGUGGAGAGCCCAACAACGCCUAUGAUGAGGAGGACUGUGUGGAGAUGGUGGCCUCAGGUGGCUGGAAUGAUGUGGCCUGCCACAUUACCAUGUACUUCAUGUGCGAGUUUGACAAAGAGAACUUGUGAGAGCCGACAGGGGAGAUGGCCAUCUGAACCCCACCUUUUAUAGACACCAGCGGCCACAAACUAACCCUGAGCACCAGUCGCCAUGUCUGCGGGUUCCUCUCUGCAUGGAAGUGCCGGGCCUCAUUGACAGUUGGAAGGGCUGUUUGAACCGUAGGAGGGGAAGAAACCUUUCUUCCGGUGCUGUUCUGAAUAGGUGGCGUAUUAUCACCUUUGUCAGACGUUCAUUAUGGCUAACCACUCGGAAGGAUGCUGUGAAGCUCUUGUCUUGGUCCAGCAUAGUAAAUGUUGCAGCAGUCAUCAAACUGGCUAUAGGGGCAGGAGUUGCCGCCCACCCUAUAAAGUACACAAAGACUGCCCAGGUGGUGACCAAUGUUUCUAUAGGUUACGCUAUCACAUAGAUUCCUUUCACUAUUAUCCGGGUAGGAAGACUGCUGUUCUGCUUCACAUCCAUAUUUCAGGAAAACAAAUAAAUCCUCUGAUUUCUGCUAUGGAA